Agrilus planipennis (emerald ash borer) is the source of this 482-nucleotide messenger RNA. RefSeq names its product cuticle protein 65. NCBI's taxonomy places the organism in Eukaryota, Metazoa, Arthropoda, Insecta, Coleoptera, Buprestidae. The record is from RefSeq and is a predicted model, not a curated record. Bases 94 to 369 code for a protein of 91 amino acids. The transcript is spliced from 2 exons.
AAUCUGCGUUAAGUUGUAUUCAGUUGCAGUUCAGCAAAAGCGAACGGUCUCUUAAGAAAGUAACUCAUAAAAAAAUCGACAGACACUUCAAAAAUGUUCAAAUUCGCAGCCAUAUUCGCUCUCCUCGUCGCCGUCUCUUCUGCUGGAUUAAUCGGCCAUGGUAUUGCUGUAGCCCCAGCAAUCGCACCCGUAGCGGUCCAUGCCCCAGCUGCUUCCUCCUACCAAAACAGCAACCUUCUUGCUCUCCACGCUACUCCCGUUGUGGCUGCCGCUCCCGUUGCUAAAGUUGCUGUCGCCGCUCCAGCUCUUGCCAUCGGAGGACACGGACUCGGUCUUGGACAUGGUUUGGGAUUCGGUCUUCAUCAUUAGAACUUAUACAUUGAAUUGAUAACGGGUCAAUUGCCAUACCAUCAGCAUCCUCAUUUUAUUUAUUUAUUUAUUUAUAUGUACUUAUGUAAUCAUUUAGAAGUGAAAAAAUCAAA